Camelus dromedarius (Arabian camel) is the source of this 5574-nucleotide messenger RNA. RefSeq names its product family with sequence similarity 241 member A (gene FAM241A). Gene Ontology annotation, cellular component: intracellular membrane-bounded organelle. The coding region runs from base 1 to 756 and encodes 251 amino acids. The transcript is spliced from 3 exons. The record is from RefSeq and is a predicted model, not a curated record. NCBI's taxonomy places the organism in Eukaryota, Metazoa, Chordata, Mammalia, Artiodactyla, Camelidae.
AUGUGUUUUACUUGCAAAGGAUGGACAGCUACUCAGGACAGGCAGCCAGCAGCACACCCGGGCACACCGCCAGUGCCAGGCCCACGUUGGCCCCGCCCCGCCCCCGGCCCCGCCCCCGGGUGGGCUCCACCCCGGCGGCCGAGGGCGGGGCGAGCCGGUGACAGGAGGGGCCGGGCCGGGCUGGUACUUCUGGCGUCCCGGCCCCCGGGGCGCACUCCGAAGUCGCCUGUCAGCUGCGAGCGCGGCGGAUCCCAGGACGGCCCUCGGGCGGCGGUCGCUGCCUCGCGCCUCCAGGCUUGGCCCCUCCUGCGGCCGUCCCGGGCUGCGGGAGUUGGUGGCGGGAUGUGCUCGGCCAGGGAGCUGCUCGGCGGCGGCGGCGGCGGCAGCGGUGGGGAGCAAGACGAAGACCAGGACGCGCUGGCGGAGCGGGCGGCGGUGGUGGGGACCGAGUUGGAGUCCGGGGCGAGCCCGCGGCGGCGCGGGCGGCGACCGCAGGAGGAGCCGGAGCAGGAUAUUGAAGAAUCACAAAACCACACUGGCGAGCCUGUUGGAGAUGACUACAAAAAGAUGGGAACACUUUUUGGUGAACUGAACAAAAACCUCAUCAACAUGGGCUUCACAAGGAUGUAUUUUGGAGAACAAAUUGUAGAACCAGUAAUAGUCAUUUUCUUUUGGGUUAUGCUGUGGUUCCUUGGCCUACCAGCCCUUGGACUAGUUGCUAUUCUCUGCCUUGUCAUUAUUUAUGUGCAACAGUAAAAUAGGGCCAAAUGAACUGUUGUUUGACAUUUGGUAGCCAUAUAUGUAAUUAGUGAAGUUCUAUAUUUCACUACAUGAAGGCUGAAAAGUUUGCCUUGUUUCAAAUUGUGUGCUGUUUUGUAACUAAAUUUGUAAGUUGAUGUUGUUUAAAAUUAAACUCAACUCUUGAUUAUUAUAGGGUUGAAUAUAUAUUUUGUAACUUACUCAAAAUUAUCUGCUGUGAUCUGUGCCCACUUUCAGACACCCCUAUUCCCAUGACAGAUCUUAAAUAACACCAAAAGUGAGCAGGGAAAAUAGAAUGUGAAAUUCAAAAUGGGCAAUACAGGUCUUGUAAAGAGCUCCAAUAAAACAUUUAGAAGAAAAAGGAUGAAACAAGGAGCUAAAAAUAAGUUUUAAUUGGAGAAUUGCUCCCCACCAACCCCCACCAAAGAAAACCCGUAUUAUUUGGAAGUAAUUUGGAUUUCUGUUGUCCCUGCUCAGCCCAGACCAAUGUAAAUGAUAAUUACUAUACACUACCUUAACAUUUUGAUGAAAAUCAGUAAAGCUAGCAUAUUUUCUAAAGAUUGAAAAGAAAUAUAUUUAUUAUUGUUGGAGAAACGUCCCAAGUUAAAUGUAACCUUUUUAUAAUGUAAUACUUGGGCUUGGAAUCACUUCAGUAUAUCAUUUGAAGUUUUAGACAAUUUUGGUGCUAAUUACUUUUUGUGAAUUUUUAAAGUCUCAUAAGCCAGGUCCAUAGUUGGCUACACCCCAUGGUAAUGCUAUAUAUUAUUGUAUCUAACCAGUUGUGUAUUUUCCUAAAGAGACAUUUCAUUGUAUUUUUUUCAGAAAUUUACAUUUUAUAGUUCUUUUAUAGCAAUUAUUGUAAGAUUUUAAAAAUCUACUUCCUAUGUUGGCAUGGAUUUCCCCCCCCCCCCAAAGUUGGUUUGUAUUAUGGCUGAAAUUCUUUACUAUUCUUUUUUUAAAAAUCAGCUCAUUUUCUUUGAUAUCUGUAUUAGGAAGUAGAGUAUUACGUAUAAAACCAAAUGCUUAAGUUUGGAACUCAACAGCCAAUUGUAUAAUAUUCCUUUAAGGCUAAAGCCAAAUGAGUAAUUGGCCCCAGGCAUGUUAUUAAUGUCUUAAUUCAGCACUUUGGGGUUUUAUAUUGAAAUAAAUAUUUCUUUAAAUACACUUAGAAAAUGGAAAUGGCUUGUGACAGUUUGAAUUUUGUUAGAGAACCUAAAAUCUUUACACUUUCAUCUCAAAGAGUUUCUAUGUAGACAAAAAAGAGGUAGUUAAGAUAAUUAGAAAUUCAAGUUAAAUAAGAGGACUUGGGACAAUAGGGCAUUUUUAAUCUUUGGCAGGGCAAUAACCAAAGUGUGUAAAGUGUUUACUCUUCUACUUUAUAAAGUUUUUACCCAAUCCUGUUUUUAAAAUUUAUUGUACAAGUUCUCACUGUCUUCCAUUCUGAAGCAGAAAAUUGAUGAAAAUGUUCAAUUUAGAUUUCUAAAAUUAGAAAAUCCCAAAUAAAAAUACCAGAGAGCACUAAAAAGUUUGUGCAUUUGUAUAAAUACAUAUCUUUUACAGUCUGACUUAGAAAGAAAGACUUGUACUAUAUCAUUGUGUUUUUAUUGGGUUUGCAAUAUUUUUAUAGUAACCUUUAUGAACUCGGUAUAAGUGCAAAUUAUUUGAAAAGGUCUCUUCGUUUGUGUGCAGUAGAAUUGCAAGGUUUUUAAUAGAAGUCAUGAGAUUUUGUAUAUCUACAUUAAAUAUUCAAAAGUGCAUUUUUUCUAAUACUACCAGGAAUUUUAAUUUCCUCUUGGAAUGUAAAAAAGAUAGUGUGUAUAACAGCUCUGGUUCCACCAGUGUCUAAUAUUGAAAAUAUUUUAAAAUUAACUUUUAAUGGUAAUUAUUUAAUAUACUGUCAAUUACUAUGUAUCUGCACACUGCUGUUAAUAGGGUAUAUAUUAAAUUCUAUAAAGAAAUGAGACAUUUUGCUGCUCUUCUUUCUGCACAUAUUAUUAGUUAUAGUAGUAUGCCAUCAAAUUAUUUGCUUUUAUAGGGAAAAAACAAACUUUCUUAUUUGAUGGAAAUAAAAUAUUUUCUUUGAUGAAAUAUAUUAGAAUGCAGAUUAUACUGACAGCCUCAAAUGAAGAGAAAUUGGUCAUUUCUUUGCUUCAAGGUAUAAGGAAUUAGAUCGAACAUAAUUCUCAAUUUUUUCAAUCUCAGAUACAAGCCAAUUUUAGAAACUAUUAUUGCUAUGAAUAAGAGCUAGAAGUCACAAUGCUGUAUUAUUAGAUUAUUGGUGUAUAUAUCGCUCAUACUGCCAGCCCUUAAUUCAAAGGGAAAAGGUCAAGACCUACAAAUAAGCUGACUAUAGAUGAAUAAAUCCAUUUUCAUUAAAGUAAAAACUCAGUAUUUUGUAGAAUUUAGUUCUCUCAUAUCUUAAGCUAUCAUGUAUAAGGUAGUUUCCCAUUCCUGGCCACCAGUCAGGUCAUUCUUGGUCUCGUAGUGUGCUGGUGUCAGCUUGCAUUGGCUUGCAGGAACCAACUGUAUACAUUUUUUUCCCUACUCUGCCUUCAGUGACAUCAAGUUGGUAGCUUGAAAUUGUGUAUGGGGGCAAUAUUUACACUAGAAAAUUGCAAACACGACAAACUAGGACUCUUUUUCCCUGGCAAGCCAAUUGUUAAACAUAUAUCAGCACACCACUGAUUAGCCUGGGAGGCCGCAUUUCCCUUCUACUCCUACAAAUAUAAAAGAAGCAUAUAAAGGCAAGUCCCCAUCAACCCAUCCAAAACUGUAUUUGUAUUUUUUCCUUGUGAGAAAUAUGAACCAUGACUGUCUUCUGACCAACAUAUAUCUCUAUUUAAUCACAUGUUUUGAUCAGAGAAAAUCUCUCUGGGAUGUCACUGAGCUGCAAAUCCACUAUAGACUAUCCAGAUGAUCAGGAAAUAAGAAACAGUUACAGAGCUGAUGGAGGGCAAGUUACAGCAGAAGUAAAGGUCUGUUGUCAAGUAGAAAGCACAAAAUAAUCAAAGCUAUGUAUUGAGCAAUCAAGGGCUGUUUGGUUUUGUAGAUUAUAUUUUAACAGUUAUUUUACAAAUGUUUAUUGACUUCAAUUUAUUUUAAAUGUUUUCAUUCCCAAUUAAGAGCUUUACAAAGGUGAAAGAAGAGAAAAAAAUCAAGAUUUUUAUACCUGUUAGUACUUCUAGCACUACACUUGGCCAAGGAGAAUAUAAACUAAUGCACAAAUUAUGGCUUCAGGAUUAUUGCUAGACUGAGGGUAUUUUUAAGUCCUCUUUCUCUGCACUACCCUUAAUCUUUGGUGUCUCAGCCUGUUCUCUCAUCACUCUACACAUUGCCUUGGGCAAUACACCACUCCCAUGGCUUUAGUUACCGUUUCAUACUAACAGCUCUCCAGUCUGCAUCUCCAGUUCAGAGAGUUCUAUACAGAAUACAAGAUCCAUACAUUCACUUGCUUGCCCAACAUUUGUACUUGCUUAUCCCUUAGUACCCCAAAUUCAAUACAUCCAAAAAGGGAACUCAGCAGCCUUCUCCCAAAUCUUUUCUUCUUCCUGUGUUUCCAUUCUCAGCAAAUGACACAAUCCUCUCCUACACUGCCCACAUAUAGCCAAUCACCAAGCCCUGUCUCUUUUACUUCCUAAAAAUAUCUUUAAUCUUUCCACUUCUCUCCAUUCCUGGUAUCACUGACUUAUUCCAUACCAUCAUACAUUGAUUGCUAUCAGAAUCUUCCUUGGUCUCCUUGCCUUUGUUUUCCCACUUUAUAGUCAGAAUAAUCUUUCUAAAAUGUAUGUCUGAUUUCCUGGGCCUAAAUCUUUUCAAUGGCUUCGUGUUGCAAUUAUGAUAAAAUCCUUACUGCUUCAUAUGUUUUACAAGACCCUUCAUGAACUGGUUCUUGUGUACCUCAUCUCCCUGUACCACCACCCUCCCUUUCCACUAUAUUGCUUUUGUUUUUCAGUUGAGGGAGACACACUUUCUCACUUCCAGAAUUCUGUGCAUGCUCUACCUUCUUUCUUGAACCCUUCACCACCAAACUGACCAACAUCUCCACAGCUUUAAGGCCUCAAUUUAGACAUCAUGGCCUCCGGGAAAAUUUCUGCGACUCUUUCAAAUCCAGUUUCGGUACUUCUUGUGCUUUCAGAGGACUCUGUAUUUCUCCUGUCAACAUUUGUCAUGCUAUAUUGUAAAUGCUUAUGGUCACUUCUUCCAUUAAACAACAGGCAUCACGGCAGAAAACAUGUCUAUGGUGUUCAUAACUGCAUUGCCUAACACGAUGCGUGGCAUACAGUAUGUGCUUAAAACUCUGUCAAAUGAAUAAAUAAAUCAGCUUCAUUUAUUCAGUGUAUUAACAAAGAAAAUCUAGAGUUUAGAAGUUUUUGACUGCAAAAUGUACUUACUGUGCAUAAAGAGAGUGGAUUGAUGUAUACGUUCUUUAUAAAGUUUAUUCACUUUUGAUGGAAGAAUAUUGCUGUUAUUUGCAUAAAUACAUAGUAUUGCUACUAUAUGCUUGCACUUUUUAGGAGAAAAUGUAUUUUCAAUGCUGUGCUUGGUAGAGUCACUAUUUCUCCAGGAUGCAUAUGGUCACUCAUGCUACCUAAAUUACAUAUUUUUCCAGUAUUUUUCAAUAGACCUUUAUCUACUAAAGUUUAAAUUUUUUUUAAUCUCCUAAGUGUGAGCAGGAAUUUUGAGCUAUCUAAGCUUGGUACUUUAGGCUCCAUAAUAAUUCAUUACUAGAAUGUCCUAGUAGCCAGGAUCAUAUAUGUUAAAUAAUAUGUAUAUAGAAUACUUUGUUAUUCUUUCUAAUAAAUAAUACUUUCACAA